AUGGCUACUAGGCAAUCGCAACGAGCACUUACAAAGGAGUAUAAGCUCUUGAGUGCCAACCCACCUCCUUUUGUCAUCGCCAAACCCAACGAUGAAAACAUCUUGGAGUGGCAUUACGUGAUAACCGGGCCUCCCGAGUCUCCCUACGAGGAUGGCCAGUAUCACGGCAUCUUGCGGUUCCCCAAAGAAUACCCUUUCAAGCCUCCUUCGAUCUCCAUGGUCACUCCUAACGGCCGUUUUGCAUGCAACCAACGUCUCUGCUUGUCCAUAAGCGAUUUCCACCCCGACACAUGGAACCCAGCGUGGAGUGUGUCCACGAUUUUGACGGGGUUGUUGAGUUUUAUGACCGGAGACGAAAAGACGGCAGGGUCCAUCACCAGCAGCGACAGUGUCAAGCGGAAGUUGGCCAGAGAGAGUAAAGAGUGGAACAUGCGGGAGAACGUCAGGUUCAGGAAACAGUUUCCCGACUUAGUGGAGCAGAACCGGGUAGACGUGGCCAAGGCGCAGGAGGUGGUAGCCCCCACAACCGAGCCCGAGAAGGCAGAGGAGCCCAUCAACAUAGGUGAGAGCUUGGAGUUCAUGGACCCAGAGGACCGGGCGAGGUUGUCCCAGGAGGACGAUAUACGGCCUGCAAGCAUCCCAUCGUUGACGGUGAUUGGAAUGGUGGUGGCUGCAUUUGUGGCGGUGUACUGCUUGGUAGGAUAG
Messenger RNA from Suhomyces tanzawaensis NRRL Y-17324, 705 nucleotides. RefSeq names its product E2 ubiquitin-conjugating protein. Lineage: Eukaryota; Fungi; Ascomycota; Pichiomycetes; Serinales; Debaryomycetaceae. The transcript has a single exon. The record is from RefSeq and is a predicted model, not a curated record. The coding region runs from base 1 to 705 and encodes 234 amino acids.